Schizophyllum commune H4-8 is the source of this 4486-nucleotide messenger RNA. RefSeq lists its product as uncharacterized. Bases 92 to 4486 code for a protein of 1464 amino acids. NCBI's taxonomy places the organism in Eukaryota, Fungi, Basidiomycota, Agaricomycetes, Agaricales, Schizophyllaceae. The transcript has 6 exons. The record is from RefSeq and is a predicted model, not a curated record.
CUCCGACGCUCUCGAGACGCGUGCAGCGCGACGCGUCCUUUGUUGAUUAGGCGCCCGUGCCCGCGCCGCAUCACCCCCAGCACUCCCCACAAUGGCGCGCGCAACACGCUCGGCGGUCGACCCCGAAAAGGUCGAAGACGACGGCGCGGCGUUACCGCCGCAAAAAUCGACGAAAUCGGCAGGCAAGAAGCGCAAGCGCGUCGCUGGCGAGGAUGAGGCGCCCGCGGCGAAGCAGCAGCGGUCUGAGAGCGCGGACGUGGAUGCGGCGAAGGCCCCCACGCCUGUCGCGCUCCCGUACGCAGGCGACGCGCAUAUGCCGCAGGAGGAUGCGCAGAAGAUGUUGGACGUUCUAGAAGCUAUUGACGAUCAAUGUCUGCUGGAUCGAGUCUUUCCCCUUCCCAUCGAGCCAACAUCGUCAGAACCGGCAUCCCACUCCCUGCGCAACCUCCUUCAAAAUCCGUCCCAAUACCCUCUAUCAGCCUUCCGACACGCCAUCCGCAGUUUGCGACCCAUAUCUGCCCACUUCAGCAGCCGCACCGAGUCCCCAGCCGCUAGACAAGAGUACUUCUGCGACCGUGCCUCAGCGCUCCUAGAGGACAUAUCACGCCAUGUAGUGCCCCUGCCCCUAGACCAGGACAUUGCAGGUCUCCUACCCGACGAAUCUGGGCCCUCCGAAGAACCCUCUUUUGACUUCCCGCGGCCGCCCACUCGCUUCGCGCUAGUGCAGCACCUCCCCACCGGCGACCUCUGGACUUCGCUCAACUCCGACUUGGUAGAUGAGAAAGACAUCAAGGACCUCUCCACGGGCUACGCCGAGCUCGUCGCCGUCAUCCCCGAAGCCGCGCCCGAGCCCGCAUCUCCCAAGAAUGUCCCGACGCUUGGUUCGUAUUGCACGCGCACAUAUCCGAAGACGCGGGUGCCCAUGGAGCCGCGGGUGUGGACAUGCGGCUCGUUCAUUGACUACGGGCCGUAUACGAGCUUCGCGCCGGAGUUCGAGCAGGACGCAAUGGAGAUCGGUCGCGAGCAGCUGGGAGAGGUCAUCUGGUACGAAGAAGAAAGGAGGAGAAUACGAAAGUUGCAGAAUGCGCAACGGAAGGCGCGUGCGUUGCGGGCGAAGAUGCAAGCGGAUGCGUCGGCGUCAAAUGGAGAGGGUUCGAGCACGGAUGUUGUCAUGGGAGAAACGGCCGAGGCUGAGCCCGUCGACUGGCGAAAACAGCUGGAAGGGUUGCUACCGGAGGAUGCUAUCGAGGGCGUGAUGGAAGCGCUACAGACCGCCGAGCUGGAGGCGACGGUGCAGGAGCUAUUGGAGCGCAACCUGCGCGCUAUCGAGCGACUAGAGGACUUGCAGCGAGCCCGCUUGACAGCACGCGGUGGCGACAAGAGCACAGUGGAAGAAGGAUCGGAAGAAUGGGAACUUGCCCAAAAUAUCACGAACUCCCUCACUCUCCUCAUGUCCCUCCGACCUCGCAAAUCCGGCUCUUCCACUGACGAGGCGCCCCUCAUACCCCCCGAUCAUGUAUUGCACAAACUCACCGCGACCCUGCCAACAAACGCGACCCCUGGCUGGCGCGGCACCCUACCCGCCGGCAAGUCUGCCGCGCGCGACAACUCGACCCUCAAGGUCCGCCCUGUCGUCGUGCCCGUCGCGAACGGCGCGUCAGCAACUCCCUCUACCCCUCAAGCCCCGAAUCAGUACUACUCAUCAUCGUAUGGCGGGUACCAGCCGAAGCAGCCGGCGUAUCAGCCACAGCAGCCAGCAUAUGCGGCUACGCAGCCCGCGUACCAUCAGCAGCCGGCGUCGGCGUACACGUAUACGCCCUUGCAAGCUGGCCAGUCGUACGCGACGUCGUAUGGGCAGCCGGCGGCGCAGCAGCAGCAGACACAACAGCAACCGACACCAUACUACGGCGGGCAGUAUGCAUAUGCCGGCCAACAGCCCGCCUAUCAGGCCCAGCCUCAGCAGCCCGCGUACGCACAGCCCCAGCAGCAGUACGCGCAACCGCAACAAGGUUAUUGGCAGCAGCCCGCGUAUGGCCAGCAGCAACAGCAAUCGCAAGCGGCCUACGGGCAGCAACCGGCAGCUUAUGGACAGCAACCGGCGUACGGGCAGCAGUACGGGCAGCCGGGCUACUACGCGAACGGCGCGAGCUGGUACAACGCUACGCAGGCGCAGGCCGCGCAACCGGGGUCGGGGAGGGGGACGCCGGUGGCGGGUGCGACGGCGUAUGGCGCGGCGGCGUACAGCCCGGUCGCGGUAGCGAAUACGGUGACGGGUGGCGGGUAUCAGGGGCAGCAGCAGGUCUGCGAAAUGCCCGAGCUCAACUACGAAGAACAUGGCUAUCUACGAUCGCCGCCUGCCUCUGCGACUCCCGGAGCUUCAUCUAGUCGACACGACACGUCUUCUGCGCCUACGCAUACACCACACGGAACUGCCAGUCGCCGAACCUUAGCUCACUAUCAGUCGGCGAUCCGUUUGAAAGCCAAUGUGGAGAAGUCUCUGAAGGAAGCACGCGCGACGAUGAACUUUUGGCGGAAGAAAGCGCGCGAGGAUAUGGAGUAUGUCAUGACGCCCUCGACGUCGAAAGCCUCGUCCGUGGGGAGUGAUGGGGGCGCGCAGGACCAUUUGACGCCUGCGCGGCGUGCGGCGGUGGAGGCGUUGCUGGAGCGGUAUCGAGCGCAUGCGGCGGGGGGAUCGGCCCAUAGCUCGACGGACGAUGACUCGGAGAGCUUCAGCGAUGGCCUCACGCUCGACUCCAUUCGUUUUGUCGCAGGCGCGACCCCGGACGAGCUCGCUUCCAUCUUCACCUCGGAAACUGCAGUCUCUGGCGCCCUCUCCGCCAUCUGUGACAUCCUGUCCUCCGACGGCGUCAUACCCUCCGUUGAAGGCGAGAACGGGUCGCGCACGCCUUCACCUACUCUGUCCAGCUCUUCGUCUACGCCGACGGUUCCUGCGGCCGAACCUGUGUCAAGAAUACCCCAACUGGCUCGACCUCGCGGCUUGUCUCUGAGCUCUACGGCUACCUCGACGCCAACCAAGCAAGUCCCUGCUUCAACCGUCAAGCUCGUCCAAGCUCGAUCUCGCACGCAAGGCGAUCAGUCCAUCGACUCUGCCAUCAGCUCGCCGUCUCGAUUUCGUUCUCUCGCUGCGCUUCGGAGUGCCCGUUCGUCGAUCUCGUCAAGUCCGCGAACUUCGAUUGGCCAUCGGGCUAUGACGCCGCCUCCUGCUCCCGCUCUGCACUCGACGCCUCCGAAGCCGCUCUCCUCUCGGCUCCGCCGACCUACGGUGUCCUCCGCGCUUAAGGCUGUCGAUAGCCCGACGUCGACUUCAAUGACGCAUCAAAUUGACUCACCUCUGCAACCGCGCAAGAGUAGUAUAUCUGCGUCCCAAGACGAACACCAUACGCCAUACAAGUCACCUUACGCGAGCACCUCCUUGCCUGCCCGAUCACGAAUUAAGAUUGGCCCGACGCCGCUCAGUCCUAUACGCUUUGCCGACGCGCCAAGUCCACCGCGCGCCGUAACCUCGCUCGGCAAGCCCAGCUCGUUGCUCAAGAAACCGGAUUCUCUGCUUAACAAGCCCGCGCCUUCGCCCGCUCGAUCUGCCGCUGCACCCGUACGACCUACUUCGCUCGCACGACCUUCACCUGUACGACCCGCGAGACCUGCUUCCUCGCUCAACAGUCGCGCACGAGCACUGUCCUUUACCUCCACUCCGCCUCCUGCGCGCCCGCACACCUCGCUCGCAUCGCACGCGACUACUUUGCCCGCCUCGCAUGCGACUACUUCGCCCACCUCGCAUGCGACUACUUCGCCCGCCUCGCAUGCGAUUAACUCGCGCGUACAGACCUCCCUGGCCACGCACGCGCAUGCCUCGCUCGCUUCGCACACUCGCUGGCCCAUCCGCGAGACGCCGCCGCUGGUCAUCAAGAAGAAGAAGUCGGCGGGGGCGGUGGGUGGUGGGGCGGAUGCAUUGUCGUUGCCGAUGGCGAGUGUUGCACCGCGACCGGCUAUCAGUUCUGCUUCGCGAACAACGGUCGGAUCUGCACCGCGAACCACAAAUGGUUCUGCUCUGCGACCAGCAAUCGACGUUGCUCCGCGAACUACAACUUACGUUGCUCCGCGGCAGACAUCGCGCUCUACGGUGUUGCGAAAUACAACGGGUACUGAGAAGACUACAUCGUCCGGUGGGACCUCGCAGUCGGCACCAACAACGCUUACGAGGACGCCUGCGAUCUCGAGGGCGGGCAUGAAGGCGUCUUAUGCGGAGAAGGAGAGUGGACGUGGCGUUCGCGGCGAGGAGAUUGGUCGCAAAGAAGGUUUGCGGACGCUCGACCAGGAUGCGCUCGUGGUCAUGUCGCCCGAGCGCGAGCAUGGGUCGGUGCAGAGGAUGGAUGCGGAGCUGGCGGUGAAUCGGGCGCGGGACGGGGGGCAGGUGAGGGUGUCUACUUUGAGGCGGCCGGGCGGGUCGUGGAGGUAUAGGACAUGA